Molecule: messenger RNA, 2057 nt
Organism: Carassius auratus (goldfish)
Lineage: Eukaryota; Metazoa; Chordata; Actinopteri; Cypriniformes; Cyprinidae
Product: butyrophilin subfamily 1 member A1-like
Exons: 9
Coding region: 241-1788 (515 amino acids)
Biological process (GO): regulation of cytokine production; T cell receptor signaling pathway
Cellular component (GO): external side of plasma membrane
Molecular function (GO): signaling receptor binding
Source: RefSeq, a predicted model, not a curated record
CACACACUGCAUGCAUCGCAGAUUGCAUUAAACAGAAUCACAUCUAACAGAAUCACACCGGACUGCAGUUUUAUUUUUAGAAAGUGAAAGCAAACAAGGAGGAACAUCUCGAGUACCUUUUGGAUUCUGAAAGAUUUCCGUGUGUUUUAGCAUUAAUAUUUGACGCUUUUAUUGUGUUGAACGUAACGGCUCAGAUUCACUUAAAUCAGAUUGCUGUGAUUGAAUGAACGAGUCUCUAGAAUGUUGUGGAUUAUUAUCGUUUUACUGAAUCUCCUCAUAGAGACUUCAGUGUCGUUGACUGUGGUGGUUCCUCCUGAUCCUAUAGUGGCUCAUGUGGGAUCCACAGUGACUCUUCCCUGCUGGAUCUCUCCUCCUGAGAACGCUGGAGCUCUGGAGAUCCGCUGGUACCGUCAGGAUCAGUUCAGCAAUCCUGUUCUCCUCUAUAAUCACGGGAAGAUCCAGGACAUCCAGGAGGAAUCAUACAGGAACCGAAGCUCUCUGGCUCUGCGGUCAGAUCAGUCUGGUGGACUGAAGGAUGGAGAUGUCUCUCUACGGCUGGAGAAACUCACUUUUCAGGAUGAAGGUCCAUUUCACUGUUAUGUGAGCGGAGAACAUUCAUAUGGGAGUGAAGAGGUGGUUCUCAAAAUCAUGGCUUUAGGAUCCACUCCUGUCCUGUCUCCAGAGUCUCUAGAUGAUGGUCGUGUGAACAUCAGCUGCAGGUCCAGUGGCUGGUAUCCAGAGCCCAGUGUCUCCUGGAUGUCAGAUGAAGGAAGGGUUCUCCGUCCUGGAGGAACAUCUCACACUCGUGGAGCAGAUGAGAUGAUCUCUGUCCACAGCUGGACGGCCGUCUCUCUCUCAGACGCUCAACUGGUCUCAUGUUCAGUCUCUCUCAGAACUGGAGAAUUGAAGGAAAGUAGUAUUCACAUACAAGCCAUCUGUUCAGGUUCAUCAAGUCCAUGGAAUGCUCUUUCCAUUUCCCUCAUCGUUCUCAUUUGUGUUCUGGGCUUGAUUGGGCUGAUUCUCUACAAAUACAGAGGGAAACUAAAAGGUCAUGAGGAGGAAACUCUGGCGGAUCUGGAAAACAGAGGGGAAAAUACCAGUGAUCACGCUGGCACCUCCAUGUCAUGCAUAGUUGUGGGAGACACAAAUAUAGAAGAACUGAGGAAACAUGCAGUUGAGAUCACUAUCGACCGUGAGCGUUUACAUCCAGAUCUGAGAGUUUCUGAUAACUGUAAAAUCUUGAGGGACGGUAGUGAAUAUAAACCCACUGGAGAGGGGUUUCCAUAUGAAUUAUGUGCUUACGGAGCCCAACGAUUCACCUCUGGUCGUCACUAUUGGGAAGUAGAGCUGAAACAAGCAAAUACACCUCCCAAAAACUUCUGGAUAAUCGGUGUGGUGAAACAUGGAAACUUUACUACAAGAGACAGUUCUGCUUUAACUGCAUCAGCUGGUUUCUGGUUCUUGUGUUCAGACGGUCCUCGUGGCUUUUACACCAACACUGAUCCACCAGUUAAACUCUCUCUGACACCGAGACCUGAACGACUGGGAGUUCUGUUAGAUUAUGAUCACGGUGAGCUGUCAUUUUACAACGUCACAGAGAGAAAACAUCUCCUGACCAUCAGCAGCAGAUUCUCUGGAUCACUCGUUCCUCUCUUCAAUCCUGGAGCAGGUGAUCAGAGCUCGAUUAAAAUCCUGGAUCUUCCAAAACCUGUAGAACCAGCUGAACCCAGUCAGCCUUUACUGAGUAACACGGCAGCUGUAGAAUCAGCUGUAGAACUAGUUUACUGAGUAACAACAGCUCAGAAGCCUGACUGACUAAUGCAGUUUAAUCAGAAACAAACACCUACACAGAAACCAUUCUCUCUAAUGACCUGAUCAUAUCAUCAUUACACAUCAGAGUGGAACAAACACUAAAAAGAAAGACUAAAAGAAAACAGUGUCUUAGUUCUAGAAUGAUCAAGCAUUUCUACUGAAUUCACAUAAUUUCUAUUCAGUUUGUGAAAUGUAAAAUGACACUAAUAGAAGAUACAGUCUUGUUCAAAAUAAUAGCAGUACAA